CUCUGAUAUCUGGCCAGAAAGAAACGAAGCGAGUCCUUCGGUAAAAGUACCAAAAAAUGGGUUGCUGUCUUUGCAAUUGUGUGGGAGGGUGCAUCCUCUGCUCCUUCCGAUGGGUCAUCUUCAUUGUGAAUUUCCUGAAUGUGAUCUUUGGAGGAACUGUAAUUUUCUUUGGCAUUGCGCUUCUGGCUCGGCUUGAUAUUGCAGGAUUAGAAAACAUUUCGGAACCUGAUUUGGUUGGAGCUAUUUUAUUAGUCAGUGGAUUAAUAGCUGUCACGAUCGCGUUUAUAGGCUGCUGCGGAACACUGAAGGGCUCUCCAACUUUGAUGAAGACGUAUGCCGCCAUCCUGUUCAUCUCUUGCGCGCUAAAUUUAGUGUCUGGCAUUCUUGGCCUUAUCAACUCAAAUUCGAUUGCAUCUGUUGGCAUAGUUUUUGGCUUGGUGCAGCUGGUUGCUGGUAUUUUCUCCAUCUGCUUGGCAAAGUCGUUCAAGAAAAAGAGACUCGAUGAUAUGGAGGAUGUCGUGAGAAGGGCUCAACGCCACAGUUAAAAAUUGGCAAUCCAACCUGAGGACUAACUUAUAUAUUUCAUUUAAAAUAAACUGCCUUGUAUGUGAUUCAUGAGAA
This is a messenger RNA of Cloeon dipterum, 621 nucleotides long. Its product is annotated as tetraspanin-8-like. Gene Ontology annotation, cellular component: membrane. The transcript has 5 exons. The record is from RefSeq and is a predicted model, not a curated record. Bases 57 to 545 code for a protein of 162 amino acids. NCBI's taxonomy places the organism in Eukaryota, Metazoa, Arthropoda, Insecta, Ephemeroptera, Baetidae.